AUGGGGAACAGUUAAUGUUAAUAAACAAAUCUAAAAAGCGAAGUCAACAUGAUUAUUACAGAAGAGAAUGUCCAUUCUGAUGAAUCUGAACAUAAUCUUACAUCUAAAAUUACUGAUAGAGUUUAUAAAGUUAAUUUUGUUAGAAAUGAACUUAUGUAGAGGUUGCAAUCAAUUAGUUAAGAAACGUAAAAAUUUCAAAAUAUUACAAAGAACAGUUUAUUAUAUGUCACAGAACUAAUCUUAUAAUUAAAUAAGUAUACUGUUGGAUAGUUAAAAACAAUGAUGAUAGGAGCACAUAAAACCUAUCAAAUACUUAUUUAAGCUAUUAUUAAAAUGAAGCCAGAAAAUAGUGAGAUAAUUCCUGUAUUGAGUGAGGAAUAUAAUAAUUUUAAGCUUUUCUAUGAAUUACAAACAUAACCAGCUCAAUAAUUGUAUUAUCGUCCUGUGUAUAAUGAAGAUUAUAAAAUUGUUAGAGAAAUUAGAGUCAAAAGAGUUAGAAAUUACGUAAUUAAAGAAGAUAAUGUAACAGAUCUUUAAAAAACUUAAUAAAGAUUAUAAUAUUGGAUAGAAUUGAGUUAAAAAAAGCAUCCAAAUUUAUUGAAUUUAAGAGCAGCAGUAAUAUAAAAAAAUGUAUGUAAAUAUGUAACAGAUUACAUUGAUGGAAUAACACUGGAUAAAUUUCAAAAUAAGAAUAUUUAAACUAGAGAGAAAAUAAAAAUGAUGCAAUAAAUGAUAGAUGCAUUAAGGAUUCUUCAUGCAUAAUAAUUAGUUCAUGGAGAUAUCAAACCUUCAAAUUUUAUGGUUACUUAACAAUAUUAAGUAAUUCUAUUAGAUCUUGAUCAACUAGGAGCAGAGAGAUAAUCUGCUGAUAUGACUUAUUUAUAUUCCUAUAAGGAUGAUUAAUGUCCUACUUUUUAAGGAGAUAUAUGGUCUCUUGGAUUGUGCAUUUAUUAAUUAUUUAUGGGACAAAGAAUAGAAAAAACCUGGACAAUAGAGGACUAUAAAGCUAGAGAUUUUCCUGCUUUUAAUAUUAAGUCUUAUGGAGCUAUUCAAUAGAUUUUAGAUGCAUGCAUAAUAGAUAACCCAAAAGACAUUUGGUACAUUAGUACUUUAAGUAAGCAACUAUGA
Messenger RNA from Paramecium sonneborni, 1128 nucleotides. Lineage: Eukaryota; Ciliophora; Oligohymenophorea; Peniculida; Parameciidae. The record is from the annotation of a GenBank genome assembly.